Molecule: messenger RNA, 1092 nt
Organism: Neoarthrinium moseri
Lineage: Eukaryota; Fungi; Ascomycota; Sordariomycetes; Amphisphaeriales; Apiosporaceae
Exons: 2
Coding region: 1-1092 (363 amino acids)
Biological process (GO): lipid biosynthetic process
Molecular function (GO): iron ion binding; oxidoreductase activity
Source: RefSeq, a predicted model, not a curated record
AUGCCAGAGGCGAUCCCUCCGCUGCCCGCCUACGAGCUGACCGAGGUCCCCAGCCUGGUCCCCGGCCUCGACGACUUCUACCUGUCCCUGAUCGUGCCCAUCGUCGGCUACUGGGUCGUGUCCAUCUUCUUCCACAUCGUCGACGUCUACGACAUAUGGCCCCAGUACCGACUGCACACCCCCGCCGAGAUCGCCUCGCGCAACCGCGCCACCCGCUACGAGGUCCUCCGCGAUGUUCUCCUGCAGCAGGUCAUCCAGACGGCCGUGGGCGCCGCCCUGGCCUUCAUGGAUCCGCCCCAGCUCCAGGGCAAGGAGGAAUACGACAUUGCCGUCUGGGCCACCAGGAUCCGGAUUGCGCAGAGGGCCCUGCCUGCUGUCUUGAGCGUUCUGGGCAUCAAUGCCGUCACCAUGGCCAAGAACAUGUCGGCAUCCCACCCCCUCCUGGCCGGCGCGCUCUCUGGCGGGCACUACCCUUUCCUCACGACCGGGCUUGCUGGGCCUGAUGGCGCCGCCGUGCCCGCCUUCGCUGCCUGGGAGAUGGCCGUUGCCAAGGCCAUCUACUGGCUGGUCAUCCCUGGCAUCCAGUUCCUCGUCGCCGUCACCUUUGUCGAUACCUGGCAGUACUUCUUGCAUCGUGCCAUGCACAUGAACAAGUGGCUGUACACUACCUUCCACUCGCGACACCACAGGCUCUACGUGCCGUACGCCUACGGAGCUCUUUACAACCACCCGUUCGAGGGUUUCCUGCUCGACACCGCGGGUGCCGGCCUCGCCUACAUGCUUUCUGGCAUGACCGCGCGUCAGGGCAUGGUGUUCUUCACCGCCUCGUCCAUCAAGACGGUCGAUGAUCACUGCGGCUACGCCCUUCCCUGGGAUCCGCUACAGCACCUUUCCGGCAACAACGCUGCGUACCACGAUAUCCACCACCAGAGCUGGGGUAUCAAGACCAACUUUUCCCAGCCCUUCUUCACCUUCUGGGACAGACUGCUGGGCACCAUGUGGAGGGGCGACACGACUUUGAAGUACGAGCGAUCAAGGAGGAACGCCGAGGACGCCGUGGCCGCCGAAGCCAAGAAGACGAAGGCCUUGUGA